AUUCAUCCUAAACAGAGUGAAAAUUACAGCAGAGUCAUAACACAGAAAACAGAUCAUGUCAGGACCUCAGUGCGCUCAUAAUCCACCAACCCUCGACCCAGCAUCUGGAGCAGGACAUGUCCAACAAAUUGGGGGCUUUAACACAUACGUCACUGGUGAUCAGGACUCCAAGCUUGCUAUCAUUUUCCUUGCUGAUGCAUUUGGGUGGGAAGUUCCAAAACUAAGGAAGCUUGCAGACAAAGUUGCGGAAUCAGGAUUCUUGGUUGUGGUUCCUGAUUUCUACUACGGUGAUAAAUUCACUCUAGAAAAAGCUGGACAAGGAUGGGUCGACACUCAUCCCCCGGAUAGAGGAUGUGACGAUGCUAGGACUAUAAUUGCUGCCUUGAAAAGCAAAGGAGUGUCCAAAAUUGGAGCUGCAGGUUUUUGCUGGGGAGGUAUGGUGGCAGUGAGACUGGCAAAAUAUGACUGUAUUGAGGCUGCAGUCGUGUUGCAUCCGGGUCCAAUCACAGUAGAAGAAAUAAAUGAGGUGAAAACCCCAAUUGCUAUACUGGGAGCAGAGAUUGACCAUAUUGGACCACCUGAGAUGGUGAAGCAACUAGAAGACGUUUUAUCAUCAAAACCUGAGGUUGAUAGCUUUGUGAAAAUAUUUCCUGGCGUUGGACACGGAUGGACUGUGAGAUACAACGAUGACGACGAGUUUGAAGUGAAGAGUGCUUUGGAGUCUCACUCGGAUAUGUUGAACUGGCUGACCAAAUAUGUCAAGUAAAACGUGGAAAGGGCGAGCAUAAUGAAGAAAAACUAAAGUAGAAAGCAGAGCAAGAAGUGUUGUGAGCCAUGGAUAAGAAAUCUGUGUUUUUACAUAUUUAAAAAGUAUGCAAAAUAAAGAUCCAGCCUUCCUUAAAUA
Messenger RNA from Sesamum indicum (sesame), 904 nucleotides. RefSeq names its product endo-1,3;1,4-beta-D-glucanase. Gene Ontology annotation, molecular function: hydrolase activity. The record is from RefSeq and is a predicted model, not a curated record. NCBI's taxonomy places the organism in Eukaryota, Viridiplantae, Streptophyta, Magnoliopsida, Lamiales, Pedaliaceae.